Molecule: messenger RNA, 357 nt
Organism: Echinostoma caproni
Lineage: Eukaryota; Metazoa; Platyhelminthes; Trematoda; Plagiorchiida; Echinostomatidae
Source: the annotation of a GenBank genome assembly
AUGGUCGGUAAAGUUGCCGGCCAGCUGGAGGUAUUGUGUGUCGUACUGGGUACCGGUGCAGUGACCAAUCCUAUUACUUUGGCCAUGGAUGAUGUGGCCUUCCCGUCGUUACCGGUUAGCGGACAAACCCCACCGUUAGACAAACCAUCCUCAACCGUCCAACCUCCGGUCACUGGAAGCCUCAAACCGGACGUGAUUGUGGCCGAAUUGUGGCAAGCGUACACAAACUACAUGGAACUGCUCGCCCCCGAACUAGAAGCUGAAGCGGAACGUAUAGCACGUCAACGGGUUCGGGAAGAACAGGAAGCUGCUUAUCGGGAAUCGCUACUACAAGAUCAGCGGAAGGUAAUACCUUGA